GUGUGAUGGCGCGGAGGGUGGCAGCGCCGGGGGACUGUCGGUUCGAGCUGUUACAGUGCGGCUUCCGUAGUGCAUAGGCUGCCUGUCACAGUGUGCACGGCGCUGUGCAGAAGAGUCGGCGGCUCCCAGCUGUGCAUUCAUUUAUCUCGCUUUGCGACAGUCACGACAUGGCCUGUCUGAGGUGAUUGCGCUGUCAGGCAGUGUGGGUGCAGUCCAGCCUGCAGGAAGGGAGGGGAAGCCUGAGCCCUGUAUGGAGAAGCUUCCCUGGAAUAGAGGUCUUGAUGGGAGCUCUCUGCCCCAGAGCAUGCUGGAACUUGUAGUGCUAUGUCCCUUGUUCUGUGUGGUGUGAAAUGACAGUUCGGACAAAUCUGCCGCCAAUCCACAAGUUUUGGAUUCCGAUUUCCAUGUGAAUUUGUUAUGUCCACAUGACGGAUCUUUGGCAUAGGUUUUACUGGGGGUCCGGUGCUGAAACCACCUCCCAUUGUUUUCAAUGAGAAGCUUCGCCGCAGGAAUUUUCACGUGCGGUUUUUCAAGACCACGCCAGGAACGUCCACGUCCACCUUGGUGCGGACCCUUUGGAAAGAGCCUGCUCGUGGUUUAUCUCUAUUCAGUGGAGAGACCACAGCAUUGAAAAUAAAAACCCACCACAGAAGCGGCAGCGGGUUUCUACCGUAGGAUGCGUGGAUGAUUUUGACCGGGUGAAAUCUGCCUCCAAAUCCACAACUAAUAUUAUUCACGUAAGACGUGGAUUUCUUCAUGGCGUAAAAUUCUGCAUGGGGUAUGUUCACACUGCUGCACCCGUGCAUGUGAAUGGGAUUUCCACACGCAGUUACUUAGAGAGAGCCGUUCAUGAGUGGUCCUUCCUUCAUGAAACAUGGAUGACAGGGCUUCUGUGGGGAAGAUCAGUGUGUCUUCUGACUCUGUGUCCACCCUGAACAGCGAGGACUUUGUGCUGGUCUACAAACAAGGUGAUGACAUGCAUUCUGCAAAUAAUGGCAGUGAUGACGAGAAGACCGGCCUUAAGAUUGUUGGAAAUGGGAGCGAACAGCAACUUCAGAAGGAGCUGGAAGAUCUUUUAAUGGAUACGCCAUGUGAAGGCCAGGAGCAGCAUGCAGAGGAGGUGGAGAAAGCCCUUCCCGAUGAUCUGGAUGAGUCUUCAAAUGAAACCUCCACUUCUUCUUCCAUUAACCCUUCAUCUGUUGGCAUGCAGAAACAAGAAAUGAGCCUGCCUGUGAAACCAGCACAGCAAGAUUGCGGAGAUGGGGCCUGAUUUGUACUCGCCGGUUCCUGAUGAAGACAGCGUCGUGUUCAGUAAGCUCACGUACCUGGGCUGUGCCUCCGUGAAUGCUCCGCGGAGUGAGGUAGAAGCUCUCAGAAUGAUCUCUAUUCUGCGGGGGCAAUGUCAGAACGCACUGGAUGUUACUCUCUCCGUACCUAAUGUGUCUGAAGGGACAGUCAGACUCCUCGACCCUCAAACAAACACUGAAAUAGCAAAAUAUCCAAUAUAUAAGAUUCUGUUCUGCGUCCGAGGCCAUGACGGAACUCCGGAGAGUGACUGCUUUGCUUUCACUGAGAGUCAUUACAAUGCCGAGCUCUUCAGGAUACAUGUCUUCCGCUGUGAGAUUCAGGAGGCGGUCAGUCGGAUACUCUACAGUUUUGCGACAGCAUUCCGGCGUUCAUUGAAGCAGACGCCUCUCUCUGCUUCCAUCCCUCCUCAGACCCCCGAUAGCGACAUCUUCUCUUUUUCUGUGUCACUUGAAAUUAAGGAGGAUGAUGGGAAGGGCUACUUCAGCGCGGUUUCUAAAGAUAAGGACAAGCAGUGUUUCAGACUACGGCAGGGAGUUGAUAAGAAGAUUGUGAUCUAUGUUCAGCAGACAUCCAACAAAGAACUAACAAUUGAGAGGUGUUUUGGACUCCUCCUUAGCCCUGGCAGAGAUGUACGGAAUAGUGACAUGCACUUACUAGAGCUGGAGUCCAUGGGUAAAAGCUCAGAUGGAAAGUCCUAUAUCAUCACUGGGAGCUGGAACACAAAAUCCCCACAUUUCCAGGCUGUAAAUGAGGAGACACCAAAAGACAAGGUGCUUUUUAUGACCACCGCAGUAGACCUGGUGAUUACAGAAGUGCAGGAGCCUGUGCGAUUCCUAUUAGAAACAAAGGUGCGAGUCUGCUCAGCCAGCGAACGCCUGUAUUGGCCAUUUAGCAAGAGGAGUUCUACAGAAAACUUCUUCCUCAAACUGAAACAGAUCGAAAGGAAAGAGCGGAAAAGUAACUGCGAUACUUUCUAUGAGGUGAUGUGCUUAGAAAGUGAAUCGGAACGAGAGAGGAGGAAAACUACUGCAAGUCCAUCAAUCCGCCUUUCACAGUGUGGGCCUCAAGCAACCAACAUACCCUCACCCCCAGAGGAUGAUGAAGAGGAGGAUAAUGAUGAGCCCCUUUUAAGUGGUUCUGGCGAUGUAUCCAAAGAAUGUGCAGAGAAAAUCCUGGAAACGUGGGGAGAUCUCCUGUCCAAAUGGCACUUGAAUCUGAGUGUGCGUCCGAAGCAGCUAUCCACACUGGUGAGGAGCGGCGUGCCAGAGGCAUUAAGAGGAGAAGUCUGGCAACUCCUUGCAGGAUGUCACAAUAAUGAUUACCUUGUGGAGAAGUACAGGCUGCUCAUCACAAAGGAGUCUCCACAGGACAGCGCCAUCACACGUGAUAUCAACAGGACGUUCCCAGCCCAUGACUACUUCAAAGAUACUGGAGGAGAUGGACAGGACUCGCUUUACAAAAUCUGCAAGGCCUAUUCUGUGUACGAUGAGGAGAUCGGGUAUUGUCAAGGACAGUCCUUCCUCGCUGCAGUUCUCUUGCUACACAUGCCUGAAGAACAAGCUUUCAGCGUCCUGGUCAAAAUCAUGUUCGAUUAUGGACUCAGGGAACUUUUCAAACAGAACUUUGAAGAUCUGCACUGCAAGUUCUACCAGCUGGAGCGGCUGAUGCAGGAAUAUAUUGCAGACCUGUACUCUCACUUCCUGGAGAUCAGCCUUGAAGCCCACAUGUACGCUUCCCAAUGGUUUCUGACACUCUUUACUGCCAAGUUCCCGCUCUACAUGGUCUUCCACAUCAUUGACUUGCUCUUGUGUGAGGGAAUAAGUGUCAUUUUUAACGUUGCACUGGGAUUAUUAAAGACCUCUAAGGACGAUCUGCUCCUUACAGAUUUUGAGGGUGCUCUAAAAUUCUUCCGCGUCCAGCUUCCAAAGAGAUAUCGCUCGGAGGACAAUGCGAAAAAGUUAAUGGAACUGGCCUGCAGCCUAAAGAUUAGUCAGAAAAAGCUAAAAAAAUACGAGCGUGAGUAUCACAUGAUGAGAGAGCAGCAAGCACAGCAGGAAGACCCAGUUGAAAGAUUUGAGCGUGAAAACAGGCGGCUCCAGGAGGCAAAUAUGAGGCUGGAGCAAGAAAAUGAUGAUUUGGCUCAUGAGUUAGUUACCAGCAAGAUUGCCCUGCGUAAGGACCUGGAUAAUGCAGAGGAAAAGGCAGAUGCCCUAAAUAAAGAAUUGCUGAUGACGAAGCAGAAAUUGAUUGAUGCAGAAGAGGAAAAGAGACGACUAGAAGAAGAGUCUGGUCAGUUGAAGGAAAUGUGUCGAAGAGAACUUGAUAAGGCAGAAUCGGAAAUCAAGAAGAACAGCUCUAUCAUCGGAGAUUACAAGCAGAUAUGUUCCCAGCUGAGCGAUCGACUGGAGAAGCAGCAGUCUACAAACAAAGCUGAAAUUGAGAAAAUCCGGCAAAAGGUGGAUGGUUGUGAACGCUGCAGAGAGUUCUUUAACACCGAAGGAAGAGUGAAGUUGGUCAGCACUAAGAAGGAGAACUCUUCUGAGGAAGACACUGAUGAAGAGAAGGAGAGUCUGAAGAACCAGCUACGGGAAAUGGAGCUAGAAUUGGCUCAAACUAAACUUCAGCUGGUGGAAGCAGAGUGUAAGAUACAGGAUCUGGAGCACCAUCUUGGCCUUGCCAUAAAUGAAGUGCAAGCAGCAAAGAAGACCUGGUUCAACAGGACCCUCAGCUCCAUAAAAACAGCCACUGGUGUGCAAGGAAAAGAGACCUCUUAACACCCCCAACUCAUGUAAAAUAGUUACGUCUUUAUGAAAACAUGAUACCUUCUGUUGCCUUCCUUGGCCAGAUAUUUUGGUUUGCCUGUAUGUAAGAGGACCAGCAGUGCAGCAUGGCAGGAUGGUAGUACGUCUGUGCUUGUCAGAUAUAUGUACGAUAAGGUAUCUCUGGCCUCCUAUUAACACCUCCAGAGAAUGGUGAAGAAAAGACCUAGCUUUCCAUCAUUUACGCACUGUGGAUUCCAUUUUUCUCUUUUUAAAUGUUCAGUGACGAGGAAUUGUUCUUAAGGUAACAACGAAAUAAUGAGUAAUCAUUAGGCCUUUUUCCAUAUGCAGAAUAAGGACAUUUAUAAAGCCACUGAGCUUACGAAGCGACUUGUACGUUAUGGAAUCAUGAGCUGAUUAGUCGGUGCUUGGCCAUGAGCAGCGGUGAUUCUUAAUGCAUCUUCGCUUAAUACAGUUAAUACCAAAAUCAAUUUGUUAGGCUUAAACUAUUGCAACACAUUUAUUUUUUGUUCUUACAACCUGAGAUGGAGUUUUAUUAUAGACUAAUUGUCCUAAACUGCUUUAAAAAAUACUGUAUUUUGAGCUGCUAUAAACCUAUCAUAGGGGGUAACACGUCUUCAACAUCAAAAGCUCAGCCUUUUUAAGCCCCAGAUGUUAAAUUAUGUGGCCAUCUAAUAAUUCCAAGACGUAUCCCUAUCGUGUACUGAAACCGUAGAGUUCACUGAAAUAUAUGAUGACAAAAAGGAGCCUCAUGCCAACCUCACGUCUAGAGCAGGUGACUGUUAUCUCCAUACCCACCAUAAUGCUAAGAAGUGGAAUGAGACCACGUUAGUAUGUUGUCCUCCUUUCUAGUGGCCAAUGCAAGUUUGUAGCCACAAAGCACUGUCUGCACCGUGUAGCUGUACAGCGUAUCUAUGUGUUGCGCUCACUCAGUCAGGGAGGUAGUCCACAGAUACCGAAGAAGGUCGUUGAGAACAGUCAAAUAUCUUCAGAUGGCCUGUUCUCCAGGCAACUUACAACACUGAAAGGGGCUUUUGUUCUCUACUUUCCUGGGUUUAAAGCACUUGUCUUUGUCUUUCUGGCAAUGUUAGUUUGUUCAUUUCAGCUCUCACGCCUCACAGCUACUGUUAUAGAAUUUGUAUAUAACUUGUUAAUCCGUUAGCUCUUGUUUUGUCUGGGGCCCGCGGUAGAUCGGACGGCAAUUCUCUGAAUGCCUCAAAAAGGAGCAAGCAACAGCUAAUAUCUGGAGCCAUUAAUGGACCUUUACAGAAAAAGAUCCUGAACAGAAGACUCAUAUUUAAUCUCCAGCAGCUUUGGAAAGAGUGGGCCAAUUGUUCUUUUCCCCACUUAGGAGAGACUCUCUCAGAUUGCUCCACUUCUAGGGCUAGUAUGCAGCAGUAUGAGAUCUGCACUUUAGGUGCUAAACACAACGCACGCGUCAUUCCUUUGGAGUUACAAUGUCGUGUAGAAUUCAGACAUAGAAUGGCGGUUUUGCACCUUGUACCUUUUUUUUAAUUUAUACUUGGUUUUGUUUCGCUCGCAGUUGCUGCAUCAGUGAUAACGUUGUUUUAAGUGUAAGCAGGUUACACUAAGAGGCACUGGUUUGUGUAUAUAUGCAGUAUAUAAAAAGUUUGGUUUAUUUUGUAUAUCUACUUUUUUCUUAGUUCCUGUACUAACGCUAGCUACUGUAAAAGUUAUAUAUCUGAAACAUAACAUGAACUGCUAAAGAUUUCUUUCCCAUAUCUGCUACAGACGUCCUUUAUUGUUUUAAAGAUAAAAAGAUUGCUGUUCUUAUUUUCAAAGUGUGCUAAUAGUGCUGGUGUAGGUGCGGUGUGUAAACCCAAUGAACUAAAAUAUAAAGUACUAUUAAAUUUGA
Molecule: messenger RNA, 5964 nt
Organism: Bufo gargarizans (Asiatic toad)
Lineage: Eukaryota; Metazoa; Chordata; Amphibia; Anura; Bufonidae
Gene: RABGAP1
Product: RAB GTPase activating protein 1
Exons: 26
Coding region: 1260-4082 (940 amino acids)
Source: RefSeq, a predicted model, not a curated record